GUGUCAUCCGCCAUUUUGUGAGAAGCAAGGUGGCCUCCACGUUUCCUGAGCGUCUUCUUCGCUUCUGCCUCAACCGCCCCUUGACCACAGAGAUGUCUCGGGAUCGGUUCCGGAGUCGUGGCGGUGGCGGUGGCGGCUUCCACAGGCGCGGAGGCGGCGGCGGCCGCGGCGGCCUCCACGACCUCCGUUCUCCGCCGCCCGGCAUGGGCCUCAAUCAGAAUCGCGGCCCCAUGGGUCCUGGCCCGGGCCAGAGCGGCUCUAAGCCUCCGAUUCCGCCACCGCCUCCACACCAACAGCAGCAACAGCCACCACCGCAGCAGCCACCGCCACAGCAGCCGCCACCGCAUCAGCCGCCGCCGCAUCCACAGCCGCAUCAGCAGCAGCAGCCGCCGCCACCGCCGCAGGACUCUUCCAAGCCCGUCGUUGCUCAGGGACCCGGCCCCGCUCCCGGAGUAGGCAGCGCGCCGCCAGCCUCCAGCUCGGCCCCGCCCGCCACUCCGCCGACAUCGGGGGCCCCGCCAGGGUCCGGGCCAGGCCCGACGCCGACCCCGCCGCCAGCAGUCACCUCGGCCCCUCCCGGGGCGCCGCCACCCACCCCGCCAAGCAGCGGGGUCCCUACCACACCUCCUCAGGCCGGAGGCCCGCCGCCGCCGCCUGCGGCAGGCCCGGGCCCGGGUCCAGGGCCUAAGCAGGGCCCAGGUCCGGGCGGUCCCAAAGGCGGCAAAAUGCCUGGCGGGCCGAAGCCAGGUGGCGGCCCAGGCCUAAGCACCCCUGGCAGCCACCCCAAGCCGCCGCAUCGAGGCGGCGGGGAGCCCCGCAGGGGCCGCCAGCACCACCCGCCCUACCACCAGCAGCACCACCAGGGGCCCCCGCCUGGGGGGCCCGGCGGCCGCAGCGAGGAGAAAAUCUCGGACUCGGAGGGGUUUAAAGCCAACUUGUCUCUCUUGAGGAGGCCUGGAGAGAAAUCUUAUACACAGCGAUGUCGGUUGUUUGUUGGGAAUCUACCUGCUGAUAUCACGGAGGAUGAAUUCAAAAGACUAUUUGCUAAAUAUGGAGAACCAGGAGAAGUAUUUAUCAACAAAGGCAAAGGAUUCGGAUUUAUUAAACUUGAAUCUAGAGCUUUGGCUGAAAUAGCCAAAGCGGAACUUGAUGAUACACCCAUGAGAGGUAGACAGCUUCGAGUUCGCUUUGCCACACAUGCUGCUGCCCUUUCUGUUCGUAAUCUUUCACCUUAUGUUUCCAAUGAACUGUUGGAAGAAGCCUUUAGCCAGUUUGGUCCUAUUGAAAGGGCUGUUGUAAUAGUGGAUGAUCGUGGAAGAUCUACAGGGAAAGGCAUUGUUGAAUUUGCUUCUAAGCCAGCAGCAAGAAAGGCAUUUGAACGAUGCAGUGAAGGUGUUUUCUUACUGACAACAACUCCUCGUCCAGUCAUCGUGGAACCACUUGAACAACUAGACGAUGAAGAUGGUCUUCCUGAAAAACUUGCCCAGAAGAAUCCAAUGUAUCAAAAGGAGAGAGAAACCCCUCCUCGUUUUGCCCAGCAUGGUACGUUUGAGUACGAAUAUUCUCAGCGAUGGAAGUCUUUGGAUGAAAUGGAAAAACAGCAAAGGGAACAAGUUGAAAAGAACAUGAAGGAUGCAAAAGACAAAUUGGAAAGUGAAAUGGAAGAUGCCUAUCAUGAACAUCAGGCAAAUCUUUUGCGCCAAGAUCUGAUGAGACGAUAGGAAGAAUUAAGACGCAUGGAAGAACUUCACAAUCAAGAAAUGCAGAAACGUAAAGAAAUGCAGUUGAGGCAAGAGGAGGAACGACGUAGAAGAGAGGAAGAGAUGAUGAUUCGUCAACGUGAGAUGGAAGAACAAAUGAGGCGCCAAAGAGAGGAAAGUUACAGCCGAAUGGGCUACAUGGAUCCAAGGGAAAGAGACAUGAGAAUGGGUGGCGGAGGAGCAAUGAACAUGGGAGAUCCCUAUGGUUCAGGAGGCCAGAAAUUUCCACCUCUAGGUGGUGGUGGUGGCAUAGGUUAUGAAGCUAAUCCUGGCGUUCCACCAGCA
Cercocebus atys (sooty mangabey) is the source of this 2045-nucleotide messenger RNA. Its product is annotated as splicing factor, proline- and glutamine-rich-like. The annotation marks the transcript as partial. NCBI's taxonomy places the organism in Eukaryota, Metazoa, Chordata, Mammalia, Primates, Cercopithecidae. Gene Ontology annotation, cellular component: nucleus. Gene Ontology annotation, biological process: regulation of DNA-templated transcription. The transcript has a single exon. The record is from RefSeq and is a predicted model, not a curated record. Gene Ontology annotation, molecular function: RNA binding.